This is a messenger RNA of Peromyscus leucopus (white-footed mouse), 2205 nucleotides long. It is a transcript of the gene Faah, whose product is annotated as fatty acid amide hydrolase. NCBI's taxonomy places the organism in Eukaryota, Metazoa, Chordata, Mammalia, Rodentia, Cricetidae. Gene Ontology annotation, biological process: fatty acid catabolic process. The record is from RefSeq and is a predicted model, not a curated record. Gene Ontology annotation, molecular function: amidase activity; fatty acid amide hydrolase activity.
GCAGGCGGCCAAGCUUGACCUUGACCGUUGGCGCUGCCAGCUUUGCUCUCGCUGCCCGGCAACGGCGCGCUCCGGCGGCUGCGCCCGCCCCUCCCUCGAGCGGAAUCGCCGGCGAUCCAGGCCGGGUUUUGCCGCGGAGCUGUUGGGUUGCGCGUGCUGAUUUCUCUCCGGUAGCAGCCGGCUGCAGGAGACUAUGGUGCUGCGCCAAGUGUGGACCGCGCUAUCCGGAGUCUCCGGGGUUGCCCUAGUUUGCUGCUUGUUGUCGGCAGCGGUGGUCCUGCGAUGGACCGGGCGCCGGACGGCCCGGGGCGCGGCGGCCAGGGCGCGGCGGAGGCAGCGAGCCGGCCUGGAGACCAUGGAUAAGGCGGUGCAGCGCUUCCGGCUGCAGAACCCUGACUUGGACUCGGAGGCGCUGCUGGCCCUGCCCCUGCCUCAGCUGGUACAGAAGUUACACAGUGGUGAGCUCACCCCCGAGGUGGUGCUCUUCACCUACUUAGGAAAGGCCUGGGAAGUGAACAAGGGGACCAACAGUGUGACCUCCUAUCUGACUGACUGUGAGACUCAGCUGUGCCAGGCCCCACGGCAGGGCCUGCUCUACGGCAUCCCCGUGAGCCUCAAGGAAUGCUUCAGCUACAAGGGCCAAGACUCCACGCUGGGCUUGAGCUUGAAUGAGGGGGUGCCAUCGGAGUGUGACAGUGUGGUGGUGCAGGUGCUGAAGCUGCAGGGGGCGGUGCCCUUUGUGCACACCAAUGUCCCCCAGUCCAUGUUAAGUUUUGACUGCAGUAACCCCCUCUUUGGCCAGACUCUGAACCCCUGGAAGUCCUCCAAGAGCCCCGGUGGAUCCUCCGGGGGCGAGGGGGCACUCAUUGUCGGGGGCUCCCCGCUGGGCUUAGGCACCGAUAUUGGAGGCAGCAUCCGCUUCCCUUCCGCUUUCUGCGGCAUCUGUGGCCUCAAGCCUACCGGGAACCGCCUCAGCAAGAGUGGCCUGAAGGGCUGUGUCUAUGGACAGACGGCAGUGCAGCUUUCUGUUGGCCCCAUGGCCCGGGAUGUGGAGAGCCUGGCAUUAUGCCUGAAAGCCCUACUGUGUGAGGACCUGUUCCGCUUGGACCCCACCGUCCCCCCCUUGCCCUUCAGAGAGGAGAUCUACACAAGCUCUAGACCCCUGCGGGUGGGAUACUAUGAAACGGACAACUAUACCAGGCCUAGCCCAGCCAUGACGAGGGCGGUGCUGGAGACCAAGCGGAGCCUUGAGGCUGCUGGCCACACGCUGGUUCCCUUCUUGCCCAACAACAUCCCCUACGCUCUGGAGGUCCUGUCCGCAGGUGGGCUGUUCAGUGACGGUGGCCACGCUUUCCUCCAGAACUUCAAAGGUGACUUUGUGGAUCCCUGCUUGGGGGACCUGAUCUUAAUUCUGAAGCUGCCCGGGUGGUUUAAGAGACUGCUGAGCUUCCUGCUGAAGCCUCUGUUUCCUCGGAUGGCAGCCUUUCUCAACAGCAUGCAGUCUCGGUCGGCUGGGAAGCUGUGGGAACUGCAGCAUGAGAUUGAGGUGUACCGAAAUUCUGUGAUUGCCCAGUGGAAAGCUAUGAACUUGGACGUGCUGCUGACCCCCAUGCUGGGCCCCGCUCUGGAUCUGAAUGCACCAGGCAGAGCCACAGGGGCUAUCAGCUACACUGUGCUCUACAACUGCCUGGACUUCCCUGCGGGGGUGGUGCCCGUCACCACUGUGACGGCUGAGGACGACGCCCAGAUGGAACACUACCAGGGCUACUUUGGGGAUAUCUGGGACCAUAUACUGAAGAAGGCCAUGAAGAAGAGUGUAGGCCUGCCUGUGGCCGUGCAGUGUGUGGCUCUGCCCUGGCAGGAAGAGAUGUGUCUGCGGUUCAUGCGGGAGGUGGAACAGCUGAUGACCCCUGAAAAGCGGCCGUCCUGAGGGUCAUUCACCUGCCCAGCUCUGGAGGACCUAAGGCCUAUGAGCUCUGUCGCCUGUGAGGAAAUGCCGAGCACAGGGAAGAGGUGUCCACCUGUCCUCCCCUGGACUCCUGCAGAAGCACAGGACACUUCCCCCCUCCCCCUCCCCCCACCACACACACAGUCUGGACCUUGCUCCCCUCUCUGGUCCACUUUCCAUCCUGAUCCCCUACUUCAUGUGGCAGCCAGCAGGAAUGGCCUGGGCUCAUCAACAUCGAAGAAGCAAUAUGUUACGUA